AUGACCCUGCUACACCUCUGCUUCUACUCAGCCUUCACCCUAAGUAGCUUAGGCCUAGCCUUCCACCGAACCCACCUAAUCUCCGCCCUACUAUGUUUAGAAAGCAUAAUACUAUCAAUAUACGUCGCCCUAGCCAUAUGACCAAUCCAAAUACAAGCCCCCUCAUCCACCCUCCUACCCAUCCUAAUACUAGUAUUCUCCGCCUGCGAAGCAGGCACAGGACUGGCCCUACUAGUAGCCUCUACCCGAACCCACGGCUCAGACCACUUACACAACUUCAACCUCCUAAAAUGCUAA
This is a messenger RNA of Poecile atricapillus (Black-capped chickadee), 297 nucleotides long. The record is from the annotation of a RefSeq genome assembly. Lineage: Eukaryota; Metazoa; Chordata; Aves; Passeriformes; Paridae.